AAUCGGUACACUUAAAAAGAAGUUUUGAAAUAAUUGACUAUUAGAUCAUGUACAAAAUGUAAUUUUUUUAAAAAAACAUUUUAUGAUAUGAAGUAUUUUAAUGUUACUUAUAAUUGCUUUAUUUUUUUUAAAAAUAUAAAACGCAGUUUUGUAUUUAUAGGUUUAAUUUGUAACUUUGUAGAGUUAAUUUAUCAAUAUGGAUUAUAACUAUAGGUAGUUGAACAGGGCAAGGAAAGUAUUAUGGCUGCGAAAAAUACUGUUAAAUAUAUUUCUGCGAGAAGGAAAACAGCGAAGCCGAUUACAUUCUGUGUUAAACGAGAGAGAAAUGCAUUGUUCAAGAAGGUCACAGUGAUAGUGCAGAAGCCAGAGCAAGACGUGACUGAAGAAGAGAAGGAGGUCUUGCGUAACUGCUCGGAGCUGGUGAAGGAAGUGAAGCAGAGGCUGGCGAGGCGGCAGCGGCUGAAGGACCGGCUGCAGGAGCUGGAGGACGCCCCGUGCGUGCUGGGGGAGAAGUGUGGGGAGCUGGCGGCAGCCGUGGCCACGGCUCACCGCCUCGUGGUGUACACGGGCGCGGGCAUCAGCACGGCCGCCCGCAUCCCCGACUACCGCGGCUCCAACGGCAUCUGGACCCUCCUGCAGCAGGGCAAGGACGUGGGGCGCCACGACCUGACGCAGGCGGAGCCCACUCUCACCCACAUGGCGCUGGUGGCGCUGCACCGCGCGGGAGUCCUCAAGCACGUCGUGUCCCAGAACUGCGACGGCCUCCACCUGCGCAGCGGUCUGCCGCGCCAGGCUCUCUCCGAGGUCCACGGCAACAUGUACAUCGAGGUGUGCCGCAGCUGCAAGCCGGCGCGCGAGUACCUGCGCCUGUUCGACGUGACGGAACACACGGCCAGGUUCAGCCACCGCACGCGCCGGCGCUGCUACGUGUGCGCCACCCCGCUGGUGGACACCAUCGUGCACUUCGGGGAGCGCGGCACCCUGCAGUGGCCCCUCAACUGGUCCGGGGCCUGCCGGGCGGCCGACGGCGCGGACGUCAUCCUGUGCCUCGGCUCCAGCCUCAAGGUGCUGAAGAAGUACUCGUGGCUGUGGGGGAUGGACCGGCCGGUCAAGAAGAGACCCAAGCUGUACAUCGUGAACCUGCAGUGGACUCCCAAGGACGAACAAGCAGUUCUGAAGAUUAAUGGGAAAUGCGACGAGGUGAUGCGGCAGGUGAUGGAGCACCUGCAGAUCGCAGUUCCCUCGUACUCGCGCGAGGGUGACCCCAUAUUCACCCACACGACGGGGCUCCACCCCGCAGAGCUGCACACCACCUCCCACCCGCAGCUGGCCGGCCCGGACCCGGCGAAGCAGGAGCCCGUCGCGGGAGGGGGGUUCCACUUCGUCAGCGUGGAGUUGGACCAGAAGCCCGGGGCCCGGUUCGAGUGGAGCCGGCUGCUGGACCCGUUCCGCAGCGUGGCCGCCCGCGGCCUCGGGCCGGAGGAAACCAUCACGGGCGUGAGCUCCGUGUUCGACCGCCGGCCGGACUUGAGCGGCGAGGGCGGCCGCCGGUUCCUGUGCUGCCCCAACAAGCUGGUGAGCAGGUGCCAGUGCGACGUGGGGCCGUGCCACCAGGAGACGGCCCUCGACCUGACGGUGCGCGGGAGGGACGCGACCUGCCCCUUCUGCGUGUCGCGGCACGGCUCGGCCAGCUGCCUGUUCUACGUCCCCCGCCGCCCGGAGUUCAAGAUCCUGCUGCUGGGCUCGGACCCCGACGCCGCCAUCUGCGAGUGCUGCGACAGGGGCAGCGAGGAGGGGGAGACGGGGGCGGAGGACGAGGAGGACUCUGACGUGGCGGGCGAGGACCUCGUUCCCAAGCAGGACGACGAGUCGCCUCUCUGCAAGGUUCCCGCCGUCAACCCGGGCUGGUACGGCAAGGGCUGCCGCAAGAAGAUCAGGAGGAAAAGAGCCGAGUCGAGGGCAGUCCCUUGGUCUGGAAGGACCAACAGAAUCCCUCCUCUACAGAGGCAUGACCUCACAACAAAAUAAUGUAAAUAAUGUGUUCUAGCACUAUUUUGUGAGCUCUAGCUUUGCAAGGAAAAUUCUGAAUCAAUCUGUUUAGAGAUCUAUCAUGAGUGUUUGCUUUAAUAUUGCAUUGUGUGUUCAGCUUGAAAAAUAGGAACAAAAUAUUUUGUUUGGUUGGAAGGGCAAAUAAUAAUGCUUAACAUAAUAAAUUAGUUUUUAUUAUUUUUCUUUUUUUUUUUUUGCUCAGUUCUUAUACUUAAAUAAUUUAUUUGUAGGCACAAAGUUGCAGAAAGCUGGUGUAAGCAUUGUGUGUUAUUCAGUAAUUUCCUCAUUCUUGUAUCUCACUUAUACAUACAAAUCUAUAUAAAUAAUUUAUUUGUAGGCACAAAGUUGCAGAAAGCUAGGUGUAAACAUUGUUAUUCAGUAAUUUCCUCAUUCUUGUUUCUCACUUAUACAUACAAUGCUAUAUAAAUAAUUUAUUUGCAGGCACAAAGUUGCAGAAAGCUGGUGUAAGCAUUGUGUGUUAUUCAGUAAUUUCCUCAUUCUUGUAUCUCACUUAUACAUACAAAUCUAUAUAAAUAAUUUAUUUGUAGGCACAAAGUUGCAGAAAGCUAGGUGUAAACAUUGUUAUCCAGUAAUUUCCUCAUUCUUGUAUCUCACUUAUACAUACAAUACUUUAU
Bacillus rossius redtenbacheri is the source of this 2684-nucleotide messenger RNA. It is a transcript of the gene Sirt7, whose product is annotated as NAD-dependent protein deacetylase Sirt7. Bases 241 to 2028 code for a protein of 595 amino acids. The record is from RefSeq and is a predicted model, not a curated record. NCBI's taxonomy places the organism in Eukaryota, Metazoa, Arthropoda, Insecta, Phasmatodea, Bacillidae. The transcript is spliced from 8 exons. Gene Ontology annotation, cellular component: nucleus; chromatin. Gene Ontology annotation, molecular function: NAD+ binding; histone H3K18 deacetylase activity, NAD-dependent.